This is a messenger RNA of Anolis sagrei ordinatus, 2154 nucleotides long. It is a transcript of the gene RANGAP1, whose product is annotated as Ran GTPase activating protein 1. Gene Ontology annotation, cellular component: cytosol; perinuclear region of cytoplasm; nucleus. NCBI's taxonomy places the organism in Eukaryota, Metazoa, Chordata, Lepidosauria, Squamata, Anolidae. Gene Ontology annotation, molecular function: GTPase activator activity; small GTPase binding. The record is from RefSeq and is a predicted model, not a curated record. Gene Ontology annotation, biological process: activation of GTPase activity; signal transduction; nucleocytoplasmic transport.
GGGAGGAGGAGGAGGAGGACCAAGAUCCGCUCUGCGCAAGCGCCAGAAACAGAAGCGCUAAGACAGCGAAUCACCAUCCAGGAAACAAAACUGCCGGCUUUCAAAUCCUCCGCCUCCUGCUAACGCCAUCCUCCUCCCCCUCUUCUCCAGAGGCAAGAGCGCGGCGACGUGAAGGGCUGCGAUCGGGGGACUCCGCAGGUUCGUGGGUUUGAUUUAUUGGAGCACGUUUGACUAAACGGCGGAAAGAAGCGCGGGAGGCAUACUUCUCAGUUGGUGACAGCAAAGGUUGGCACAAUCCAGAAAUGGCCUCAGAAGACAUUACAAAAUUGGCAGAGUCACUUGCUAAAACCCAAGUGGGUGAUGGACAGCUGAGCUUCAAAGGCAAGAGUCUGAAGCUGAACACUGCAGAAGACGCUGAAGAAGUGAUUAAAGAGAUUGAAGAGUUUGAUGGGUUGGAAGCAUUGCGCCUAGAAGGCAACACCGUGGGAGUGGAGGCAGCAAAGGUCAUUGCCAAGGCUCUAGAGACAAAAUCUUUACUCAAGAAGUGUCAUUGGAGUGACAUGUUCACUGGGAGYCUGCGGUCAGAGAUUCCUCCUGCUCUGAUGUCUCUUGGAGAUGCCCUAAUUACUGCUGGCUGCCAGCUAACAGAACUGGACCUGAGUGACAAUGCCUUUGGCCCUGAUGGGGUGCGUGGGUUUGAGCCCUUGCUGAAGAGCCCAGCCUGUUUCACGUUGCAAGAACUCAAGCUGAACAACUGUGGGAUGGGCAUUGGCGGUGGCAAGAUCUUGGCAGGAGCUCUGAAAGAGUGUCACAGAAAGUCAAGCGCUCAAGGCAAGUCUUUGGCUUUGAAGGUAUUUGUAGCUGGAAGGAACCGCUUGGAAAACGAUGGUGCAACUGCUCUUGCUGAAGCAUUCAGAGUUAUUGGGACUUUGGAAGAGGUUCAUAUGCCACAGAAUGGAAUCAACCAUCCAGGAAUUACAGCCUUAGCUCAGGCCUUUGCAGUCAAUCCUUUGUUGAGAGUGAUCAAUCUGAAUGAUAACACUUUUACUGAGAAGGGAGCUGUGGCCAUGGCAGAGACACUGAAGAAACUCCGACAAGUAGAAAUCAUCAACUUUGGUGACUGUCUGGUGCGUUCAAAAGGAGCUGUUGCUAUUGCCGAGGCCGUUAGUGAAGGACUUCAUAAACUAAAGGAGCUCAAUUUGUCCUUCUGUGAAAUUAAAAGAGAUGCUGCUUUGAUUAUUGCUGAAGCUACCGAGGACAAAUCAGAGCUGGAGAAGCUAGAUCUCAAUGGUAAUUGUUUUGGAGAAGAAGGCUGUGAACAACUUCAGGAGAUCCUUGAAGGUUUUAACAUGGCAGAAGUGCUUGCAUCCCUAAGUGAUGAUGAAGGUGAAGAUGAUGAUGACGAUGAUGAUGACGAUGAAGAGGAGGAGGAAGAAGAAGAUGAGGAGGAGGAGGAAGAUGAUGAUGAUGAAGAGGAAGAAGAAGAAGAGGAACAACAACCUCGGGUUAAGGAAAGGGGCCAAGGAGAGCAGGAAUUGCAUACACCUCAGAAAAUCAUAGACACACAUGAUCCUCCUCCAGUGUCUUCUCCUCCUCUCCCUUCUGUGGAUGUUGGAACUUUCUUAGCUUUUCCAUCUCCAGAAAAGCUCUUGCGACUGGGCCCCAAGUGCUCAACAUUGAUAGCCCAGCAGACAGAUACAUCUGAUGCAGAGAAAGUUGUUAAGGUUUUUCUGAAGAUCUCCUCUGUCUUCAAAGAUGAGAUACCAAUAAAAACAGCAGUAAAUGAAAUAACAGAUGCCGUGAUGUCAGCAGCAUUUUCAUCAGCUACCUUCAAUUCUAAUGCUUUCAUUACCAGCCUCUUGAUUCACAUGGGAUUGCUCAAGGGAGAAGAAAAAAUAAAGGAUUUUCCAAGUCUUCACGGCCCUCUGAUGGCAUUAAAUCAUAUGGUCCAGCAGGAUUAUUUCCCAAAGUCACUCGUCCCAAUUCUUACGGCUUUUGUCUCAAAACCCAACCACGCUUUAGAUUCCUGCUCUUGCGCGCGCCACUUGCUGCUACAGACCCUCCACCAUCUGUAACGCCGAGGCAUCCCUGCCCUUCCUUCCUCCACGUGGGACGUGCAUCAGAGCACCCUUAGCCUGGAAAGGCAGCAAAGAA